Lycium ferocissimum is the source of this 1552-nucleotide messenger RNA. RefSeq names its product heterogeneous nuclear ribonucleoprotein 1. NCBI's taxonomy places the organism in Eukaryota, Viridiplantae, Streptophyta, Magnoliopsida, Solanales, Solanaceae. The transcript is spliced from 6 exons. Bases 161 to 1315 code for a protein of 384 amino acids. Gene Ontology annotation, cellular component: nucleoplasm. The record is from RefSeq and is a predicted model, not a curated record. Gene Ontology annotation, biological process: regulation of gene expression. Gene Ontology annotation, molecular function: RNA binding.
CGUUCCCCAUCAAAGUAUCUAGGGUUUGGGUAUAUAAAGGCGCCGACAACGUGCUGUACUAGAUCAGACCCCCCAUAUUAUCCCGGUAAAGGCUGUAGAUAUCCGAUUCGUUGCACGAACAAAAUUUCUUGAAAAGCAAGCAUCUCAGUGUUCCUUCUUAAUGGACGAACAAAAUGGGACUGUAAAUGGUGUUCAAAUCAAGUUGGAGGAAGAAGAAGAAACUAAUGACGCCCACAGAACUACUACUCCCGACCAUCAAAACGACGACGUUGGCGCAUCUCAACCCCAUACCGGAGAUGGUGCUAGUCCCGGUAAGAUAUUUAUUGGGGGCUUGGCUAGAGAGACAACUUCAGCUCAAUUUGUCAAGCACUUUGGUAAAUAUGGUGAAAUUAUUGAUUCCGUGAUUAUGAAGGAUAGGCGAACAGGACAGCCACGUGGGUUUGGUUUUGUGACUUAUGCUGACCCCUCUGUGGUGGAUAAAGUCAUUGAGGAAGACCAUGUUAUAAACGGAAAGCAAGUGGAAAUCAAGCGAACUAUACCUAGAGGAGGAGGUUCCAGCUCAAAAGAUUUCAAGACGAAGAAGAUUUUUGUGGGUGGCAUCCCAACAACAAUUAGUGAAGAUGAGUUCAGUGAAUUCUUUUCAAAGUUUGGAGAGGUGAAAGAGCACCAGAUCAUGCGAGACCAUUCUACUGGUCGUUCUCGCGGCUUUGGAUUCAUUACUUUUGAGACAGAAAAUUCUGUUGAGGAUAUCUUGGCUAAUGGAAACAGGCUUGAUUUUGCUGGAACCCAGGUGGAAAUCAAGAAGGCUGAGCCUAAGAGACCUAAUGCGCCACCACCAGCCCCAUCCAGGCGUCAAGGUCAUCCGAGAGCUGCAUUUGGCAGUGGAUUUUCAGAUUCAUAUGGUGGAUAUGGAGACUCUGGUUUUGGUGCUGGUCCUUAUAGGUCCGGUGGCCCUUAUGGUGGCAGAUCCGGUGCAUUUGGUGGUUAUAGUGGAGCCGGAAUGGGUGGGUAUGGAGCAGCAUAUGGUGGCAGUGGGGCCUACGGAGGCGGCUUCAGAGAGGAGGCUUCUUUUGGGUAUUCUAGCCGUUAUGGCGGUGGUGCCUUUGGUAGAGGCUAUGAUGUUGGUGGUGGCUAUGGGGGACCCAGUGAAGGUUAUGGAGGAUAUGGUGCCGGUAGCGGUGGAUAUGGCAGUGGAUAUGGUGCUGGUCUUGGGGGUGGUUAUGGCGGAGAUGCUACCGGAGGUUCUAUGUAUGGAAGUAGUAGGGGAAGCUAUGGUGGUUCUGGUUCUAGCAGGUAUCACCCUUAUGGGAGAUAGAAAGCUGAAAUAUUGAGGGGCAGAGCUGAAUUGUCUUUGGCUUGGUGAUUUUAAGCUUAUGGCCAAAGAUGUAUGCGCAUUGCGUAAUGAGGCAAUUGUUGAGAUCUAAUCUUGUUUUUUUUUUUCUCGAUUUUUAAAUGAAAAAUCUUAAGUUCUGUUAAAUCUAUGUACUUGCUCAAUUUAUAUACUGGUUUCUUUAAUAUCGAUUGGUUUAUCAAGGAAAAUAUGGUUCUGCCA